Molecule: messenger RNA, 10922 nt
Organism: Diachasmimorpha longicaudata
Lineage: Eukaryota; Metazoa; Arthropoda; Insecta; Hymenoptera; Braconidae
Product: dual specificity tyrosine-phosphorylation-regulated kinase 2-like
Exons: 2
Coding region: 2083-4005 (640 amino acids)
Biological process (GO): peptidyl-serine phosphorylation; peptidyl-threonine phosphorylation
Cellular component (GO): cytoplasm; nucleus; cytoskeleton
Molecular function (GO): ATP binding; protein serine/threonine kinase activity; protein serine/threonine/tyrosine kinase activity
Source: RefSeq, a predicted model, not a curated record
AAAAUUAAAUAAAGAGCCAUUGUCGAUGACAAUCGACUGCUUCACCCCUAGAGCAGAUUUCGGCUUGGUGACUCAAACCCCUCUGUAGUAUUCCAAUGUUCAGUAAAAAUCCCUCAAAAAUUACCAACACCACCUUAAUAUACAUUGUGACGUGUGAUAUGAUCGCGCAAGUGCGCGUGGGCCCGCGUGGGUGUUACUCUCACUAGUGUCGCCGAAUUAAUCAUAUUUAUUCACGUGAAUUAUUCAUCCACAUCCACACACAUAUGUGACUAAAUCCUUAUGUCCAAAUCGCUGAAAAAUCAUUCAAAUUUUACUGUUAACCUGCGGCAUCGUAAAAUUGAGAAACUGGAGCUAUGGACAAACACGAUUGAAUACUCGAUGAAGGGAGGUUGAGCGUCACCUAUGUCAGAUGUAUACAGUUAGAUGAAGUACGAAGUAAAGAAGUGUUGAAAAAAAAGAAGAACGAAGUAUAAAGGUAGAAGAACAUUGACGCCCAGAGAACAUAAUGAAGAGGUUAUUACCCACAGGUAGUGUGUGUCAGCUGAGUUUUUUUCCUCCAAAGAAUUUUGCAAGUUUUAACUAUUGAGUGAAGGUACCGUCGAUGGAACGAAUUGAAUUGAGUUCAACGACUUGACGACCAAGUAUGAGUCAGAAGAGACAAGUGUUCGAACCUCCUUGUAGUCCCUUGUAUUGUUGGAGCCUUCCUUUCAUCGGUGUUAGAGCCCUGUGUUUCUAUUCUCCGGAAAAGUGUCAAGUGAACAAUUAUUUAUUCGACUAUUUGUGUUGCUCCAUAAGUUUGCUUUUUUGACUGUUUCUCGAGGCUCUACACACUAGAAGGACACGGGGAUAUUUACAUACAAGUCAGUAAUGUACACGUGCACAUAGCAAUAGUAAAAGCAUUGUUUGGAAUGAAAAAUGUAUUGUUCUCUUGCUAUUUAUAUUUAACGAAACUCUGCCGAGAGAAAGGGGGAAAAUGCUGCAGUUGUCGUGAAGUGACCACAGGAUUUACUUAAAAGCUUGAUAUGAACAUUUAAAACAGGAAAACAGGAGACAGUUUGAUAUAUUUGAGUGAAAAAAAAACUGGGUGUUGAUGUUGAUCGAUGAGAUGAAGGCGCAUUCGAUUGUUAAUGGAGGUUUUGUGGAGGAUUUUCAGUUUGAUGUUUAUGUACAGAACAUCGCAGACGAAUCCAGAAGUUCUGGAAAAUGAAAAGAAAAAUAAUAUUAAUAAUAAUAAUAAUAAUAAUAAUAAUAAUAAUGCUAGUCACAGUUCCAUGACUAGUUGUUGGUCUUCGUACUGCAGAGCACAAGACAUUUUUGGAAUCUUAAUUGACGUGAAAGAUUUUGGUUGAGAAGUGGAGAAAAUAAUGAUCCUCAUGUGAGCAACUCCAUUUUUAAAAUUUUGUGUGAUCAUUAAUCAGACUUUUUUUUUUAGUUUGUGAACAAUACAGAUGAAUAAACGCGUGUGCCGAAUGAACAGGAGGAGUCAUCAAACUUCGUCGGCCAAGUGCCAACAACCUCUAAUACUAGAGGACUGAACUCAUAAUGUGUUUGUCCUCGUGUACCAUAGACUGUAAAAUUAGACGAACGAAAAGACGUUUGAGAAUGAGAAAAAUAAAACGUACAAGAGAGAAAAUUGAUAGUGAGCCGUACGACAUGACUGACAUGUGAUAAAGUAUUUUUUUAAAAAUCACUGAAUUAGAUUUCAUAUAAUUCGCAUUAAAUCCUCACAUUUGAGUAACUCAUAAAUUAAUGAUCGAAUAAAACAACAAAGAAAAUUAGAAAAUUGUUGUCUAGUCCUACUGCAUUUCAACGAAUGAAUUUUCGUUCAGAUUAAUACAAAAAAUUGAGAAUCGUGAUAUGUCGAGUGAUCUCUGGAUUUAAAGAGUGAAAUAACGAAUUGAUCUCAUGAUGGAGAUUGUCAUGACUCUUUCACGAGUUUUAUCAACUGAAAAUAAUGAAUUAAUGAGGGAAUUAAUAAUGAUAUCAAAAUGACUAGCAACAAGAGGAGAUAGAUGAAGUGUUGCUUGUAGAAUAUAAUUCGAAGAAAGAAGAUGAGGUAACAAAUUUAUCGGGAAAUUACAAAUGUGUAGCGCAGUCGAGAUGCCCUUGUCACUACCAAAUCCGUUCGUGCCUAUGAGCGCAAUUUCAACACAAUCAUAUAUUUCAACGAGUGAAAAUAAUCAUUUACCACCACUAAAAUCUGGUAAUUAUGGGGUUAAAGCUGGGGAAUCACCACCAUCACAUCUCACCCACUCGUCCCACAGUGGUAGCACACAUCUGCCAAGUUUGGGAUCAAGUGCAAAUAAUAGUUUACAAAAUUUAACGAGUAAUUCGGAAAGUUUGAACUUGAGUUUGAGCUCGCAUACGAGUCACAACAGCAACAAUUCAAAUCACAAUCCUCAUUCACAGUCAAAUAGUCAAACGAACAGUCCACUCGUUAAGAAUGGAAGAACCGAGGGUAAUAGUUCAAAUCGUGUUAUUCCAAAAAUGGCAAUAACACCUGAAAUUGUUAUGAAACUUUAUACGAAUAAAUUAACACCGUAUGAACACCACGAGAUAUUUACGUAUCCGCAGAUUUAUUUCAUCGGCGCUAAUGCCAAGAAAAGACCGGCUAUUCUUGGAUUACCAAAUAAUCAUAAUUAUGAUAAUGAUCAGGGAAGUUAUAUCCACACACCGCAUGAUCAUGUAGCGUACAGAUACGAAGUUCUCAAAGUUAUUGGAAAAGGAUCUUUUGGACAAGUUGUUAAAGCUUAUGAUCAUAAAAUUCAUGAACACAUUGCUCUAAAAAUGGUGAGAAAUGAGAGGCGAUUUCACAUACAAGCGCAAGAAGAAAUACGUAUUCUUGCUAAUCUGAGGGAACAGGAUAAAGACAAUACCAUGAAUAUUAUUCAUAUGUUUGAUUCUUUCACAUUCAGGAAUCACAUGUGUAUUACGUUCGAACUGUUGAGCAUUAAUCUCUAUGAGCUCAUUAAGAAAAAUAAGUUUCAGGGCUUUAGCCUUCAGUUAGUUAGGAAGUUUUCUCACUCAUUACUGCAGUGUUUGGAUGCACUCUACAAGAACAAGAUUAUUCAUUGUGACAUGAAACCAGAGAAUGUACUGCUGAAGCAGCAAGGGAGGAGUGGCAUUAAGGUAAUUGAUUUUGGUUCGAGCUGUUACGAGGACCAACGAGUGUACACAUACAUCCAGAGUAGAUUCUACCGUGCACCAGAAGUGAUCCUAGGCGCAAAGUACGGAAUGCCAAUAGAUAUGUGGAGUCUGGGCUGCAUUCUCGCUGAACUUCUGACGGGAUUUCCCCUACUUCCCGGUGAAGACGAGGCUGACCAGCUGGCUUGUAUAAUCGAGCUACUUGGAAUGCCCCCAAGAAAAAUGAUAGACAGUGCAAAGCGAUCCCGCCAAUUCUUCAGCUCCAAGGGUUAUCCAAGGUACUGUAAAGCCAUCACAACCGCCAAUGGAACAACCCUUCUUCACGGUGGCAUCUCCAGAAGAGGUAAAUUACGAGGACCACCAGCCUCUAAAGACCUGAAAGACGCUCUCAAAGGCUGUGAAGAUCAACUCUUCCUCGAUUUCAUUCGCAAAUGCCUCCAAUGGGAUCCAGAACAAAGAAUGACACCUGCUAAAGCCCUGAGGCAUGCUUGGCUGAGGCGAAGAUUACCUAAACCUCCUGAUGACAAGACUGAUGGCCAGUCGGUUCAUUCAACUGCCGUUGUACCAGCCUCAAGUAGUCGCAGCUCGAGUAAAACAAACGUAGGAUCAGCUGGUAUUACCAAUAAAAUCCGUCAAAUCAGUGAUCAACGAUCAUCAAUUCAAGCUAAACAUCUUCCGGUUGCUAUUGCCCAUCCAAUCGCGUCCAAUCAAUUAUCGAUUACGCAGUCCAAUCCCUCCCAUCAUCAUUUGCACAAUGGAUCACAUGAAUCGUCCCAUGACAGUCACAGCUCGCAUGGUUCCUCAGGGGGAUCCAGCAGAUUCGUCGUUGCUAAAGACAGUGUUCUUGAUUUAUGGCGAUAAAUAUCUCACUAUCUUGUGGUUGUAAUUUUAUAUUUACGUUCUGUUGCGGAAUAGUUACCCCUGGGCAAUGGAGCACAGUGCCAUGAGGUGAUGUUGGAGCAAAAUGAGCAACACUUGAGGAUGUCAUGUGGAGUUCCAGAGGAAAUUUCUCAAGCAUUGGAAUCUUUGUGUGGGAAAGAGUGGAACAUUAUUGAAUGAAACAGCUCUGCAAUUGCUGAAUUUAAUUUGGAAAUACUUCAGUUGAAAGCUGGAUCCACUGAGUGAAAUGUGUUGAUUAUUCGAGGUUGACUCGGGAGAUCAUUUUCAGGGACACUUGUUGGUAUUUUGUGAAGUAGUCUAUACAUUUGUUUGAAAUGGAAAGUUCAAUACCGAUUAUCUUGUAAUGGCGAUAGGGAUAACGGGGAUUUGAAAGGCUAGGCAGAAGAUUCUAUUAUUGCCUUUCAAAAUUCGUACUCAUUUUUUUGAGAAAUUUAAUUUUAAGCUACAGAAAGAAUACUUAACGUCAUAUGAUGUUGUACAAAAUUUGAUAAUUCUCCCUCAUUAUUUUCCAGCAACUACCGGUAAUUUAUCUAACGACUCUGCCAUGAAUUUUCCCAGUGCUCUACCAAUAGCAAAAAAGUAGACGUUGAUAAUGAAUAAAAUUCCCAUGACAUUCUCAAAACUACGCAGGGAUUGUACAACUCAGCGAUUAGACUGUUUUUUGUAAAUAUUUUUUCUCUUUUCCAUUUUCUUUUUUUAAUUUGCACUGAUGCACACUAUGUCUCUAGAUAUCAGCCUGUUUGUCAUUGCUAGCGGUGAUUAGAUUUUCAUGAUCGAUGACAAUGGAGUGAUAAAUAAUGAAUAAUGAUUUUUAAGAUGAAAUUGUUAAAAUAAUGCAGGUACUGAUUACGUGACUGGUGUCAUGAUAAAUUAUAUAAUAACUGCUGGAGAGUAAAAAAUAAUAACGAGAAAAUGAGAAAACAAGAAAGGGAGGAACAAUGGAAAGGAAAAUUAUUGAUAAAUUUGUAGAAUUUAGUUGAGUCGUGAUAAGAAACACAGAAUGUCUUGUGAUAUAAAGCUUAGGCGUUUUAUUGUAGUUCGUAAUAAUUGAAUAAGAAAAACAAAAUACAUAAAUCAUUAUUUUAUCGCGCUAAUGAUUCAACAAAUACAAAGAAAAAAAAUCAAUGUAGUUAAUAAGAGAAGUUCAUUGGUAGUUGAGUGUAGAUGAACGAGCCAAGGGGAAAUGUUAGGUUGAAUUGAUCCGCAUGAGACGACCAUUCUGUUAUGAGGCUGUUGGAUGGCAUUUAGAUACAUCUCCCUUCCUCUCUUAUUUUGUUCUUUUCAUUUAAGGGAUUGACAAAAUAUGAUUGGUGCAUUUGUAUGCAUUUAUCACUCUUUUCAUUGUUCAUAAUUACUGUUGGAAUGGAUCUCUCUCUGGUAGGAUAUUAUCAGUUCUGAUGUUCUCCAAGUUCUGAUGAAUCACUGAUGUAAAAUUUAAUAGGAAAAUCAAGCGAAGUCUCUACACAAUUCUGGUGACCUAAAACAAUUUGCUAAUAAGUUUUCGCCAAUCUUCUCGUCUCUAUUUAUUUUGUUGGUUUUUCUGAAGUAGAAGAAAAAGAAAAUAGAAUGAAAAAAACUUUGAUAAUGUAAAAAUAAGUUUCAUAGUAAAAAGUGAAUUCUAUUUUCUAUCAAAAAUUUCAAUAGAAUCGGCCACAAAUUAAUGAAAAUUGUGAUAAAAAUCAACCAGAAUUUUAUAUCAAAUUCGCUAGGGUUUUCUAUUCAAUUCUCCCGCGUGUGAUUUUAAAUUGGACAGGAGCUACUAAAAGUCUGUGGUGCAACUGCUAAAUUAGGAUACGUGCAUUUUUUAUAAAUGACUUUCUGGUAAAUUGCUUUCCCACAAUUUGUGAUAGCAAUUUAAUGGACCAAAAAAUCCGAAAAAAUGCACUUAUCCUAGGAGGCCAAUGCACAAUAGAGCUUAUUAUAAAAUAUUGUUUGUCAUGAUGAUAACAAUGAAACGAACGGAAAAAGAGUUCCGAAAUUUUGUACAGAUUUUUUUUUGUAAAUAAUUAUGGAAACUACUGUUGAGAUAAAAAUUGUGACGAGACCUUUUGUGUUAUUUGCAGCAGUUUCUAUACUGAAUAUCAUCUGGAGUAAUUUUUCCAGAUCACUUCGAAUUGGGAAUAUUCACUCCCUUUCCUGCCUUUUGGAUUUAUUCGUCCAAACUCAAUGUUUUUGUCAUGUUGUUUUCAUAUUGUCAAAGGUGAAGGGAUUCGGUAAAUAUAGAUAAUCAUUAUACAAUCGAACUGACUUAGAGACUGUAAUCGCGUCUCGAUGUACUAUAUUGCAUGAAUGUUUGUAUCAUAAUCUAUUUCUUGACCACUAGUGAAGCAAGAGGUAUAAUUGAACAAUAGGUAGAACAAAAUCACGUGGAUUUAAAAAGUAAUUACGAGUGAUUAUUUUUUCGAAUUACGAAUACCCUGAUGCUUUUAUUCAGAUUAGAAUUAAUUCAAUGUAAUUAUUUGUCCAAGCUCAAGGUAUAUUGUUUUUACGGUUGAACGGAGAAUCAUUGAAAAAUAUGAGCACAUACGGUCAUACUUCAUAUUCAAAAAUACUCAGUCGGCAAUUUCUACUGUAAUUCAUAACACACGGAAGAAAAUAAAGAAACAAUUGUGCAAAUAAUUUUAUACAAUUAUAUACAUUCAUAAGAAAAAACUAAUGAAGGGCUGAUGAUUAAAUGGAGAAUAGUUGAAUUGAAAAUAACAAUAAUGCACAGUCAAGAACAAACCACUUGCGAAGAAAAAACACAAAUUAAUUGAGCAUAGACUGCCAUUGUAUUCAUGUUGACUUUUUGAAACUGACCAAACCGUGUCAAUUUUUACGUUAAACUCAGAAUCUCCAAAAAAAUUGAUUAUGAAAGAAGGAGGACACAAAUUGAAAGAAAUAUCCAUUUAAAUACAUUGAAAAUAACGGACGACACAUCUAAUCGAUGGAAAAGUAAUGAAGUGAUGACACGAUGAAACAUCAGAAAUUUUUCUGUAAGCAAUAGUUCACUUUGAAAACUGGUUAUCUGGGGGCAUAAUGUGGAGAAGAUUUCCACCGAGAACGACUUAAUAAAUUAUUUUGGAAAUUACUCAUUCCUAGAAUAAUGCCACGAUUACCCAGAGGUAAUUACCUCGGGACAUUUAUCGUUUCACCCCUUCUCUAUUGAAUUGAUUUAUUUUUUUCUUCCACGAUCAGAAUUACAAGUAUAAAAAGAAGACACAAAUUCUGCCGUUUCAUUCCUCAAUCAAUUGAUAUUAAUUAUGACCUAAUUAUUAAAUGUGAACUUCAGUUUGUAGAAGAAUUAUUGUGUAAAGACCAAAAAUCAAGGGCUGCUUACAACAGGAGUUACAACGUGUUAUAAAUCAUGUUUAGUGAUCAUGGUGUCUUCGUCAAGUAUUUGUCGUAAAUAGGUUCACUGAUGUUUUUAAUUUGUUGCACUAGAAAAAAAGCUUGAUGAAAGAAGUUAUUUUAAGUCCUGGACAAUGCAAAAUUGACAGAAAGAGUUUCACUGCUUUUUCGGAAGUUCUAUUUUGUCGCCGACUCCUUUUAAGUUGCGAAAUGUUUAUUUUUUGUGGUGAUUUUUACGCACGAGUUGGGAAAAGAGUAAAGGCUAAUCCUCGGUCAAAAAAUGUGAAAAUCACUAGGAAAAAAAAAUAUUUCUCCUUCAGAGGGUCGCAUAACAUUCGUUUUCGUGAAAGCGCUUCUAAAAAAGUGCAGUAAAAACGCUUUUACACACUCGUAAAGCAUUAAACUUUUUAAGGUAUAUCCCUAGAAAAUAGGUUUUUCUUAAGGUGGUCACGUGCGUUUUAUAAAUUAUGUAUAUAAAAAUCCUCAGUUAUAGGAAAAAAUUCUGAGUAGCUGUACUACAGUUCCAGAAACAAUAAAUAAUAAAAUAAGCGUAAAAUCGCGAGGCAUAUAUGAAAAAGCAUUAUGCCAGAUUUUUCGUUUUAUGAGAGAACAAUUUUUAUGAUGUUUUUGAAAAUCUAAUUCGCGACAGUUGAAAGAGUCUGAAACGGUGCAUUUUUUGUAAAAUUUUGUACUAAAAAGUUUUUGCAGUAUUCAACUCUAAAAAAAUGGAAAUUUUAUGAACAUUUGUAAGGGAGAAUGGGGCAAAAUGACCCAUUGGAUAAAAUGAAACAAGCGAAAAACAACUGUCUGGCGCAUUUCAAUAAGAAGAAAUUAAUCAACAUUUUUUGAAUAUUUAUUUGUUAACUUUUCGUGUUAUGAGAGAGGGCUGAUGCGAAUACUGCAUUUCGUUACGAGGGGGGAAAAUAAAUUUUGCCUCGUGGUAGAGUAAUAUCAUGAACCGAAAGUGAGUGAUCACAUUUCCACGUGCCAAACAAGUUUUCUGACUGUUUUAUUUUAUCAGGCGGUUCUAUUUUACUCCACUGUCUCUCAUGGGUUCAAACAGUUAUUGUUGCCUGCAUCAAUAACAUAAUUUGCUGGACAAAUUUAAUAAUUUACGAGAAUGGAAUACAUUAAGUCAUUUGAAAUUCUUCUGAAAAUUCAUAGAGGCUAACUUUCGAAUGUUAUUGUCUCGGGUUAUACCUUAAACCCUCAAAAUCGAGAGUUCAAGGAGGUCAAUUAAAAUGGAGAAAAUUUGCUAAUAUACGCUGUAACUCCUUGUUAUCAAAAUGAUGUUAAUCGCAUUUUGUUUUUCAUUAAUUUAAUCUGCAAUUUUUAUAUCUUUUAUUAUUUAUAAUGAAAUUGUGCUAAAGUGAUGGAAUUGCUUGCUUGGAUUGCAUUGUAUGUGUAUAUGUGAAUGAUGAAUGAUUUUAUUACGUAAAGAGAAAAAAAAACGUAGCAAUGAAAUCAAUCGACUCAGUGGUCAUGCAAAGCAUUUUUAUCGAUUCUUAUCAUUGCCCAUACUCAUUUUAGUUCUUAUUGUAGAAUGAAAAUAAGAUCUUAAUUUUAUAGUCAAGUGACAGUUAAAUGUUUGAUCUCUUUAUUUUUAAAUAUUUCAUUUUUUCGCAAUCUUUUAAUUCAAUUUUUUAUGUCCUCGAUUGACUUAUCAAAUGUGAUGAUUGUAGAUGAGAGGAUGUAACUCGAUUGCCUCCAGUCACAAAUAUGGAAAAAUUGUACUCAAUUAUGUUUUUUUUUAUUUUAAAGUAUUGAAAAUAAUUUGAUUAAGGAAAGGAAUAAACACUGCUUAUGACAGUUGAAUUACCAUCAAUCAUUUAGAUAAUUCCUAGGACACCCCAAAAACGCACACGGGUAAUCAAACAUUUAUUUAAAUAUCAAAUUUUAUUUCAUUAAGAAAAACUUUAUAUUACUCAACGUAUAAUUAAUAAUAUUCGAAAAAUGUCGCUCAAGUUGGAAUGAAUAUCUGGUAAACAAAAAUAAUUCUAAAUUGACGUGAGUUCAACGCAAUGCACAAAUACAAAUCUUCAUUUAUCAUCUUUUCUCAUUACUUUUUGUUAAAUAUGACAACAUUUAAUCGGGUAAGAAAAAUUACAAAUUCUUGAGAAUAUCUCACACUGAAGAAAAUUUAUCGACUUAUCUCGUUUCAAUUUUUUGUUACAGUACGAUUCAGUUGUCCUGACAUUCAAAUGGAAAUAUUGAAUCUCAUUACAAUCCUGAAUUCGAUUGCAAAAUCCUAUGUUUUUCUGAAUAAUGAGUAUCGUGUGGACUAUAAUACGCGCGCGAUAUCGAUCCGAGCAUCUUUAUCAGCAGACCGUCGCGAUCCCACAGAUAACUAUUUGUAUAGCCGAAUAUUUAAAUAUCUCGAGCUUCCUGACGACUGAUGUUAUUCAUUACAGCCCAGAAGAGUUACAAUCAGCAGCGAUGUAUGGUGCUGUAAUUUCAGAUUUUGGAGAAGGUAGGCAUCAUUCAAAGAUUGGAAGAUUCGGACCGUUAUAAUGUAUUUCCGUGUAUGGUAAGAGCCUACCGGGAGGUCGAACUUUACAGGAAGUUGAAUUCGGUCUCGUGGACUCGCUCUAACCAAAUGGGCGUUCCUAUGUUUUUCUUACGAUAAAAAAUGCAGAAUCGACGUUAGAAAAGGAAUAAUAUUAGUAGUGAAAAUAAAAAUAAUAACUGCCAAAAUAUAAAAAAACUAAAGCCCUAUUGAAUUCUUUACUUUAAAAUGGAGGUAUCGAUGGGGAAGCUAAUGACGAGUCUAUUUAAUCGUCUUUGCGAGGUUUACGUUUGCGAGCGUUGGGACUGCUAGCGCUUGCUUCAGGCGCUUUCUCGCUUUUCUCGGACUUCUCUGGCUCUUUGCCCGAUUCACUUCCUUCUUCGUCGACCAGGUCAUCUUUCACAUUCUCAAUAAAGUCUUCAUCGUCAGAAUUUUUAUCUUUGCGUUCCCCGGUUUCUUUCCCUUUUCUCGAAUAAUUUUGUGAUUUCGCUGGUUUCGGUGGGUAGAUGAAGUCGAUGACACACACAAUCAACAAUCCUAAUAUUGCCCCGAUGAUUAUUGUGGCGAUGGCGAAAAUCAGGUAACUUCCCCACGUUGGUAAGCCAAAAUCUUCCAUCAGUUUGGUGUGAAUUGCCUAAAUAGUAGAAUGUUCAUUGAUUGUUUGUGAAUUUUUUCCAUACAGAAAUACUUAUUUCAACUUUUGAACACAAUAGCUCCAGAACAUUAUUCUAUUAAAUCAGAACAUCAUUCUAAAAAAAGGUGAAGGAAAAAAGAUUCAAUUUGUUAUUACCUUGUGGGGACUUGAUACGAGCAGAAAAAAUGGAUUUGGAAAAACUCAACCUACCCUGAGAACUUGAGACAUUUUGAAAAAUUGACUGAUAAUCGACAUUUGAAUAGAAGUUGGGCUCUUCCAGCUGGAUAUCGGUUGGACUUUUAUCCACGUUUUGGACCUAACGAAGUUGACGAGGGAAUCUCUGUCCCUCGGGCUCUUAUAUUGUCUGAAUAACCCGUCUUUUACACUAAAAAUAGAAAGAAAAUGAAG